AUAAACCCUAACGCCUUACCAUUCAAUAUAACCAUCAAUACUUUCGUCCGCAAACUCAAAGCUUCAAAAAGUAAAAAACAAUGAAGAAUGUCACACUUGUUCUUGCUGUGAUCCUCUUCUUAAGCUGUGUCAUAUCCGGAGUCACAGCAACAGAACUAGAGUCAUCAACUAACCAAGAGCUCUUCCUAUCGCGGCACGUCUUACCUCGCUUUCACCCUAAGCCACAUUGGCCGUUCAGUGGCGAUAGAAGAGUCUUCCCGCCACAGGAAGUCACCAGAUGCUUGUCCGACAAGAAGGAGGUAGGUACAUGUUUCGAUGAUAUCGCUAAGACUUUCUUCACAAGAAAAGCCGCUAUUGGAUCGGAAUGUUGCGCGGUGAUCAAGAAGAUGAACAAAGAUUGUGAGAAAACCGUCUUUGGAUCUUUCCAUAACCCCUUCUUCGCCGGCUAUGUCAAGCUACAUUGCUCCACCGUUGUUGGAUCUACUUCACUUGCUCCUUCACAUGCUCCUUUGCCUGCCCCUUUGCAUGCUCCUUCACAGGCUCCCUCACCGGCUCUUUCACAGGCUCCCUCACCAGCUCUUUCUCAGGCUCCCUCACCUCCUUCACAGGCUCCCUCGCCGGCUCUUUCUCAGGCUCCCUCACCGGCUCUUUCUCAGGCUCCAUCACCGGCUCUUUUUCAGGCUCCCUCACCGGCUCAGGGAUUUUAGCUAUUUGUUAAAAUUAUUCAAGUGUUGGAUGUCCUAGGGAGUUUUAGUUUUUCUUCUUGUUUUAAAAUUUAUUUGAGAAGACCGUCUUUGGGUUUUAAUUCACUUUGAUUUUUCUUCUACAAUUUAAAUUUA
Raphanus sativus (radish) is the source of this 839-nucleotide messenger RNA. RefSeq lists its product as uncharacterized. Lineage: Eukaryota; Viridiplantae; Streptophyta; Magnoliopsida; Brassicales; Brassicaceae. The coding region runs from base 81 to 707 and encodes 208 amino acids. The record is from RefSeq and is a predicted model, not a curated record. Gene Ontology annotation, cellular component: extracellular region; vesicle. The transcript has a single exon. Gene Ontology annotation, biological process: regulation of protein localization to cell surface; double fertilization forming a zygote and endosperm; regulation of double fertilization forming a zygote and endosperm.